AAAAGAGUGGGAACUUGACGUAAACUUCAAAGGUAAAUAUAUAAAAUUCUAAUACGAACAUUCUUUGCACCAAGAAAAAUAACAUCAAUAAGAAUUCAUCAAUCAACAAUCAUAAUUCCAUAAAUAAUUUAUUUUUAAUAUUAAUUUGCUCCAUUUAAUAUAAUUUCUUUUUCAGGUUGGCUUUCAGAAGUACCCGGUGAUUCUCAAGCAGCCCACUGUAAAUUAUGUAAAAGUAAUCUUAAAGCUCAUAAAAAAAAUUUAAAUGAUCAUCUGAAUUCUACAAAACACAAGGAAGCAAUAAAACGAGAUAAAACUAUAGUACUUAACCAAAAAAUAAAUACUUUUAUUAAACCUACAAUUUUAGAAGAACGCAAAAUCGUAGAAUUACGAAUUGCUGCAUUUAUUGCAAAAAAUUGUUCAAUCCGUGCCGUUGAUGAAUUGAGUGUAUUAAUCAAAAGCUUGGAUAAAUCGAGUAAAAUUUUGAAUGACAUCAAAUUGCAUCGCACAAAAUGUACAUCACUCGUACUCAACGUCAUCGCACCUUGUAUGCUUCAAGAAUUAAUUGAUGAUAUUGGUGAUUCAUAUUAUUCUGCAAUAAUAGAUGAGUCAACAGCCAUUGAUAAAAAAAAAUUAUGUGUAUCAUGAUCCGCUACUUCAGCAAAAGUAAACAAAAAGUUAUUACUUCUUUCUAUAAAUUAGUGUUAGUUGAAUCUGGCGAAGCUGCAGCUUUAUAUGAUGCAUUUACUAAUAAUAUUAAAGAUAGUGGAUUGAAUUUAAAUAACCUUAUUGGCAUUGGCGUUGACGGAGCUAAUGCUAUGGUUGGAGCACAUAAUUCUCUCGCUUCUCGUUUAACUGCUCUCAUUCCCCAUUUAGUCGUUGUAAAGUGUGUUUGCCACUCUUUACAUCUUGCAGCUGAAGAAGCCUUUAAAUGUCUACCCAAGCAUAUAGAUUUUUUAAUUAAAGAGUGUUACAAUUGGUUUUCGAUGAGCAGUAAGAGACAAAUUGAAUAUCAAAAGUUGUAUCAGUCAAUGACUGAAAAUACAAAAGAACCGACUAAAAUUGCUAGACUCUCAGGAACAAGGUGGUUAGCUCGUAUAUCUGCUAUUUCUACAAUUUUGGAUCAAUGGGAACCACUUAAGCAACAUUUCCAAAUAGCUAAAGAAAAAGAAAGAUGUUACACGGCCGAGCAGUUACACAGUAUGUUUGAAGAUGAUAAAAAUUUAAUUUAUUUAACAUUUUUGAAAACAUAUUUAAAAAAAGUUACCAGCUUAAAUGAAUUGUUUCAAAAAGACCAAGUUGAAUGUUUAAAACUGUUUGAAGAUUUAAAUGAUCUAUUGUACGACAUUUUGCAAGUAAUUGUGGUUCCACAACAACUUGCAAAAAUGAACAGAAAAGACCUUUCAGGUUAUAACUUUCAAGCUUACAUUAUGUCUGUUAAUCAUAUGAAUUUUGGAUAUGCAGUAACGAAAGCAUGUGAUGAUGCUUAUAUUAAAGCUACAAAAGAUUUAACAGAUAGGCAGCAGAAAAAUUUAGUUUCGCAAAAAUUUACUAAUGACAUAUAUGGAAUAAAAGAAAGAUUCAAACUUUUUUUAGUAACUUUGGGCUGCGAACUACAAAAAAGGGUGCCUAAAAAUAUCGAUAUCUUAAAAACUAUGAGUUUAUUCUCAAUACAAGAUAUGAACUUGACUUUUCCGAAAGAUAUCUCAGGAAUUGCAUCAACUUUUGAAAAUAUUUCUGGAGGUACUGUUGAUGACAUUGUAAGUGAAUGGAACCUUGUUCAUAAGAUUCAAAUAGAAGCAACAACUACCGAUGAAUUUUGGUCUCGAGUUAGCCAGAUGACAACAGCAAGCGGAGAAAAAAGAUUCGGUCAUAUUUCUAAACUUGCUACCUCAUUAUUAAGUUUGCCAUUUUCAAAUGGAAGUGUAGAGAGAUCAUUUUCUAUUAUGAAUAUUGUUAAGAAUAAACUUCGCAAUCAAAUGUCGGUAAAGACUGCUGAAGCCAUUCUGCGAGUGAAAGACAAUUUGCCAAAUUCUGCAUUAUUUACACCAACGAAAGAAAUGUUAAAAAAAUUUUGCAGUUCAGAAAUGUACAAUAGCGAAGUCGAUGAGUCUGUGAUAAAUACAUUAUCGGAGCUUUAA
This is a messenger RNA of Cotesia glomerata, 2138 nucleotides long. RefSeq lists its product as uncharacterized. Bases 633 to 2138 code for a protein of 501 amino acids. Lineage: Eukaryota; Metazoa; Arthropoda; Insecta; Hymenoptera; Braconidae. The transcript has a single exon. Gene Ontology annotation, molecular function: protein dimerization activity. The record is from RefSeq and is a predicted model, not a curated record.